Molecule: messenger RNA, 201 nt
Organism: Geodia barretti
Lineage: Eukaryota; Metazoa; Porifera; Demospongiae; Tetractinellida; Geodiidae
Source: the annotation of a GenBank genome assembly
AUGAUGUUGGAUAUGGGCUUCCAGAUAAUAUCCUGCCCGAUAGGCGGCGAGCCUACGGCGAUAACGCUGCCCUACGAUGAAGCCGCGUUCGUAGUGACGGAGAUGCCCUAUCUGGAGGUUGACCCAGACGCCUGGGAGCAUGACAUCGAGGAGCGAAUCACCUGCCCCGUCGGGCAUACCUUCUAUGUGUACGCUUAUUGA